This is a messenger RNA of Necator americanus (New World hookworm), 954 nucleotides long. RefSeq lists its product as uncharacterized. The transcript has 4 exons. The record is from RefSeq and is a predicted model, not a curated record. Bases 1 to 954 code for a protein of 317 amino acids. Lineage: Eukaryota; Metazoa; Nematoda; Chromadorea; Rhabditida; Ancylostomatidae.
AUGGCUCCUGCUGUUGUUCCUGACACUGAUGAAUCCUAUUAUGAAAUGACAUCUCGGAUGACGACAACGACGAAGAAGCAGAGAACACUCAGAAAGACGACGCUCAAAAACAUGAGAGAUGGACCUUCAGCGAGCCUGUUGGAGCCAACCCAGAAACUCCUUGCCAUGGCAGCCGAUCAGACCAACGUCUACGGACAAGAAAAGCAUCGUAACUGGACUCACACGGGCACAUAUGAACUGAGAAGAGAUCGAGUUUCGUUUUGGCAGUACAAUAGAACAAAACGUCAUCGAUUUGGAAUCAAGCUCUUCAAGCUCUGCUCUGGUGCUGGCUACACUCAAAAGGUUUGGCGACGACCUGUGGUGAAAGCUAAGCUCACCGAGGCAGGGCUGCUUAGUCUGGGGAAAAGUCUUUUUGCCACUCCAGCACAUUCACUGCCUCAGUACCCUGCACACCGGGCUCUGCCGUCUCAGACGUUGAACGGUAUGGCGACCGGUGAGAGACGAUCAAAUCUCAGGACGUCAUUGAUUCUGGACCAAGGCGACACACGCACGACUCGCCAUGGAGGCUAUCUCAGACUGUGUACUUACAGCGCGAGAGCAGUGUCCACAGACGCUGACUUGCAUGCCCUUCUCGGAGCUGCAGAGCGUAUCAAAUUUCACGUGACUGCUCUGCAGGAGACCAACUGCAGAAGGAGCGACGUAGGACAGGUGAAUGACGGUACACUCGUCAUUUGUGGAGAGAAGGUUCCGUCGCGAAAUGUAGGCGGUGUUGGUUUUGUUAUGCACCCAUCCGUCGUCCAUCUUGUCUCACGAGAUCCUGUCACCUCGUUUGGUCAUUUUUCGCCCCCCUCCCUCUGCGCCAAAAACCCAUCAGUAUCACCAAUUGCUACUCACCAACAUCAGCAGCUGAUGAGUCCUAAUUGGACGAGUUUUACGAGGAGCCGAAGGAAGUGA